Messenger RNA from Chaetomium strumarium, 1363 nucleotides. RefSeq lists its product as uncharacterized. The record is from RefSeq and is a predicted model, not a curated record. Lineage: Eukaryota; Fungi; Ascomycota; Sordariomycetes; Sordariales; Chaetomiaceae. The transcript is spliced from 2 exons. Bases 182 to 1123 code for a protein of 313 amino acids.
CCCGACUACCAGCUCCCCAACCCGCCGGAAACAUAUUCCCUGACUAACAGCUGCCCCAUCAUCCCCUUAUCCCGCCGUGGAGUGUGCGCACUAGGUACAGCAAGCACAACACCCAUCAAGGAUUUCAACGUGGGAAACUUUGGCUUACGGACAACCUGUCUGAGUCCAUACUACCGGCGUCAUGGCUGUCGUUUACGCAAGCAUGCCAUCCCAGGAGGAACUCGUGGCUCUCUUCUCUCGGAAUCUUACUCUAGACCCCAUGUACCAGGCGGCGCCAGCACCAGAGCCCGCGCCUGUACCGGCCCAGGAGUCUAAUGAGGAGCGCAAGAUUGUCUAUAUCUCGCAACACUACACCCACUCGGCACACAUCGCUAGACAGGAGACGCAACCAACACGCCCUGCUUCCGAGCCGCCCCGGGGCGAGCAUGCUGCGGUAGAACGAGUCCUCAGAGAGCAUAGCGUAGAUCCCUCCGGGCUCUCAUCGGCCCAACUGGAGCUCUUCAAGACCGUCGACGCUCCGCAACAGCUCCGCCUGAUCGAGCUCUGGCGCGUCUGCCCGCCCACCUCCAGCGUCAACAACCCCACGCUGGCCUGGAGCACGACCACGGUCGACCAGGAAGAGGCCCUCGCCCGGCUGCGCUUCGAGCAACAGCAACAGCAGCUCGUGGACCAGCAGCUGCAGCAAGAACUCGAAAUGGACCUCCAGCCGGAAACCGAGGCCGAGACCGAAACGGUCAUGUCCCUGGACGGCACGCCGCUCACGCCCAUCCAGGCGGGCGACGGCCGCUGGAUCGGCGGGCCCACGUUGGCCACGUCGGCCUACGACUACAUGGAGCCCUACAUGAUGUCGGGCUACGAGGAGAUGGCACGCCGUGAGUACGAAGAGUCCGCACGCAGGGCCUAUGCUGAGAGUUGUGCGCCGCCUGUUAAGGAGAACAACAGUAUGUCGGCACCUGCUGCCCUGGUAGCCGGCGGCGGGGGUGGUAUGACUUUUAAUCCCGCGCAUGCCGAUCCGGUGUACAAGACGACUCUUGCCGCUGGGGUUGAUUGGAGGACUGAGGCGGCCAUGGCGGAUCGGUAUGGGCAGAUCAUGGCGAUGAGGGAGGACGAGGAGAUGUUGUGAUUCUACCUCUCAAUUGGUGCAUUUUAACCGGGCUUCACAGUGUUUGUGGAUUAGGAAGGAUGGCAUGGGUACAUAACAUGGUGGAUGGAAUGAUGGGUUUACAUGGCGGACAGCAUUUUCCUUUGUAGGAAGACGAGCAUGGCAUGAUAGUUCACCAGGCACACUUGCCCUACGCGCUUUUACAAGAGGUUAGACUGGGACCGGCGGAAUGAAUACAAUCAUGGCAUUUCUUGCAACAAG